AUGAGCAGCGUACUCCUCAUCUUUGGCUGGAUGGAAGCCAGCAUGAAGCAUCUGUCAAAAUACUCCGACCAGUAUCAGCUCAUGUAUCCAAGCUCAACUAUUGUACUCAUUCGAUCGCGUCAAAAACACUUCAUGCAGCCUGCAGCAAGGACCGCGGCGGGUCUACAGCCGGUAGCGAAGAUCUUGAGGGAGGAGAGAGCUGUGAGCUCCUCGCGCGCACCUGCAGAAGCGACAAUACAUACGCAUGUAUUCAGCAACGGCGGUGUUUAUCAGCUCGCGUCACUCAGCAAGCUACUCGAAACGACAUCGCCGCAUACUCCGGACAAAAGGGCAGCUCGCUCCAAAGGCGACAGAUCAGCGCUUGCAAGCAUGCCACAUCACUUCCCCACCAAAACACUCAUACUUGAUUCCUGUCCCGGUGCUACUGGCUACCAAGUAAGCUUGGCAGCCUUCUCCGCUGGCCUGUCCGGUAUCAAGCGAUACUUCGCAUACGCUCUCAUCAGCGUGUAUUACGUGCUUUCGACAUUGUACUAUACGCUCACACGGUCUAGAAAUGUCAUCGAAGUAUCAAGGAAAGCACUCGAGGCCGACGAGUUGGUGCCCCCUGUGCAGCGAACGUACAUUUAUUCGGACAAAGACACGCUGAUAGACUGGAGGGAAGUAGAGGCACAUGUAGCCAAAGUGAGGGCAAACGGCAUACCUUGCAAAUUGGAAAUGUUUCACGGGUCAGCACAUGUCUCGCAUGCUCGAGCAGACGGCAAAAGAUACUGGAAGCUCGUCGGGCAAGCGUGGGACGAAGCGAACUAG
Molecule: messenger RNA, 807 nt
Organism: Mixia osmundae IAM 14324
Lineage: Eukaryota; Fungi; Basidiomycota; Mixiomycetes; Mixiales; Mixiaceae
Exons: 2
Coding region: 1-807 (268 amino acids)
Source: RefSeq, a predicted model, not a curated record